UAUUUAUUAAUUAUAAAAAAAGAAAAAAUAAUGCCCAAAAUAAUAAUUGAUAAAUCUCUAUUUUUUGGCCGAAACUGCCUAGAGGCAUUUUUUGUUUUAUUAUUUCAGAAAACUCAAGUGCGAAUCGCCUCUACUGAAGAAGAGGUCCUCAAAACGGCGUAAGAAACCGCUGAAACGCUCCUCUUCUCGUCUUUCCGCUCUUCCCCCCCCCCCCCCUCUCUCUCUCUGGUGUGGCUCUUGGUUUCGUCGAAAGGUAUAGUGCUGUGUCAACGAGUGAAUGGUUGUAUUUGUUGAUGCAUUCGGUGGUUAUGUUGGUGUAAGAAUCUAAGAACUGCUGCUACUUCACGAUGGGUGCUGCUUGUUGUGUUGCUUCCAGAGACAAAACUAUACAAAGUGGAUCAACCAGUGACAUUUUGCACCGAAAUGUUCGGUGUUCUCCAACAUGGAGCUUUCGGUGGGAUCACCGAGGGCGUGUAGCUGGUGAAGAUAUUUCUAUAAAUUGGUUUUCUGAUGGUAUUAGCAGAAAUGAUGGAUCGGAGAAUAAAAAUGAAUCAGCGUAUGUGUCAGAGGACGGCAGUCCAUUGCAGAAUUAUCAACGGAAAAGAUUUCAACAGUCUCCAAUUUCGGAAGCAACUGCUGUACGUGGGAGAAAUUCAACAUCAGACCAAUCUUUUUCGGGGACUGUUUCUACGGAUAUGAGUGUGGAACAGGUGAAUGGGCUGGUGGAAUCAUCAACAAUAUCUUGUCCAUCUCCCACAAAACCAUCACUGCCUUCAACAUCUCUAUCAACAUCUCCUCUAGCAUCCCAAUGUCACAUACCUCCAUCAAACUUGACCCCUGUAAGGUGGCCCUGCCAUUCCCCAGGAUAUCAGUUAUCACAGCAAGCUUCUGAUAGCCGAAUUCCAGCAGUCAAGUCAUCGAGCAGCUUCUCUCUAUCUGAAGAAAGGCCAGUAUUUCCUUCAUGGAACAAUGACGUGGGUAUGCGCUCCCACGGUGGAUCUUCAGAUGGUUGGUCUAUACCUGGUUUUUCUGAGCUGAUGGGAACUCCUCACAAAGAAAGGUGGUCAUUUGAUAGUGAGUCCUUUGGUUUUAACCGUGAAAGAUUAGUUAGAUCCAGUAGUUGGUUUUCAGCUUCAUCAGUUGAUUUGCAAUCAUGUGGAAUUUGCUCUAAACUUUUAGCGGAGAAGUCUUCUUGGAGCACUCAAAAGAUAAUUGCGAGUAAUGAUCUUUCUGUAGUUUCUGUACUUAUCUGCGGACAUGUCUAUCACGCUGAAUGUUUGGAGAGAAUGACAUCUGAUAUCAAUAAGUAUGAUCCAGCUUGUCCAGUUUGCACUUUCGGUGAAAAACAAACUAUGAAGUUGUCUGCAAAGGCCCUGAAAGCUGAAAUGGAUUUGAAGGCUAGAAACAAUAAAUCAAAGAAUCGGAUUGUGGACAGUGAUAUUGACGAUGAUUCUGUUGUGUUUGAUGGCUUUAAAGGUAAAUGUCCUAGGAAUGACUCCAGUUCCAGCAGGAGAAGCUCCUUUGGGAAACCUUUUUUGCGGCGACACUUCUCCUUUGGAUCAAAGGGUCCCAGAUCCAUGUUAGAUAAUCACCCUACAAGAAAGAAGGGUUUCUUUUGGGCCAAAUCUAGCAAGGAAUAAGGUGCUUCUUGGUUGUUGGGAGCAGGUUCCACUGUUGAUCAUCUGUUCAUCCUCUAAAGGUUUGGGAAAGAACAAGAUGCAAUUCAUGCUCUGGGAUUGCGUCUGUAUCCACUAAUCUGUAACAAGACAUACAGAAGUAUCAGAGGAAGAUGAAACAUACAAACGUAAAAAAUAGUGUUUGGAGACCAAGGGUCUUUCUGCAUUGUGUACAGGUUGAUUUGUUUAUUGCAUGGAUAUAAUUCUUAUAUCCAAAUGAUGUUCUGUUGUCCAUGGUUCUGCUUAUAUGUAUGCAAAACAUUAGCCCUUCGGCGUUUCUGAAGUUGGGCAAUGAUUUUCACAGAUUGAUAGGCAAUACUAAAUAGCUGGAUCGUCCUUAGUUGGUUGCUUUUAAUGAAAGAGCAGUUUCAGGAUAGCCUAUUAUCGAAUUAGUGCUUUUUGUAGUUAGCGAAUCGAAUCGUAUGUAUACAUUAUUCUGAUGUUUUGGCUUUAAUGAAAGAAUGUUUCAGCAUA
Vigna angularis (adzuki bean) is the source of this 2150-nucleotide messenger RNA. RefSeq lists its product as uncharacterized. The transcript is spliced from 5 exons. The coding region runs from base 348 to 1640 and encodes 430 amino acids. The record is from RefSeq and is a predicted model, not a curated record. Lineage: Eukaryota; Viridiplantae; Streptophyta; Magnoliopsida; Fabales; Fabaceae.